Molecule: messenger RNA, 3412 nt
Organism: Aphidius gifuensis
Lineage: Eukaryota; Metazoa; Arthropoda; Insecta; Hymenoptera; Braconidae
Gene: Mat89Ba
Product: nucleolar protein 6
Exons: 3
Coding region: 32-3412 (1126 amino acids)
Biological process (GO): rRNA processing; tRNA export from nucleus
Cellular component (GO): UTP-C complex; CURI complex; small-subunit processome
Source: RefSeq, a predicted model, not a curated record
UUUUUAUUAAAUUUUGGAAAAUAAUUUUAUCAUGAAAAAAGAAAUUGAGACUGUUGCGAUGGCUCCAAUUGAUGCUAAAAAAAGACCUCUAGAUGAUGUUGAAAAAACAGAAAUAGUGCAAAAGAAAAAAUUUAAAAAAAAUAAAGAAUUAUUUAAGCCACCAACAGCUGAUGAAUUAAAUCAACUUCGUGAAACAGAGAAUUUAUUUCAUUCAAAUUUAUUCAGACUUCAAAUUGAAGAAAUAUUGACUGAAGUUAAAUUAAAAGAUAAAUAUGUCACUAAAUUUAACAGCUGGUAUCCAAAAUUAGUCAAGGCAAUUGAGUCAAUACCAGAAACUGAAGACUGUGAUUUGUCAAAACAAAAGCAGUUAUCGAAACUUGGUGUUAAAGUACCAAAAAUUGAUGUGCCAAUUAACGAAAAAGGGUUUUAUAAAUUUUUAAAACCAUCCAAUAUUAGUGUCAUUGGGUCCUAUUCACUUGGCACAACAAUUGGACCAAAUGUCAUCAUUGACAUAAUGGUAGAAAUGCCAGCAAAAUUAUUCACCAAAUGUGACUAUCAAAAUUACAGAUACUCAAGAAAACGUUCAAUUUACUUGAGCUACAUUGCAGCACAUCUGGAUGAUAGCAUUGUUGAUGAAAAAAAAUUUAUUGGUGAUAGCUGGUCACCUAAAUUGAAACUAAUUCCAGAUGGUUCAUUGGCUAAAAAAGUUGCUGUUUAUAUUCAUCUUGCUGCUGAAAAAACAAGCUUUAAUCUUAGUAGAUUUUUACCUGAAAAAAAUUCAGUUAGACCAGAAUGGUUAUUAAAAAAUGAAGUAAAAACAGAGCCAGUAGAAUUGCCACCAACACCACACUACAAUAUGAUGGUGUUGCGUGAUUUAAUCAUGUCUGAAUGCAAUGAUAAAUGUAUAAAAAUGAUCAAGGAUUAUCCAAACAUUCGUGAUGGAAUAAUCCUUCUAAAAAUAUGGCUAAAUCAACGACAAUCAUGUGAUUCAUCAGCAGCAUUUAAUGGCCAUAUAUUGACAAUGUUGGUGUUGCAUUUGUUGAGUGAAAAAAAGCUGAACACAUUCAUGAGUAGUUACCAAAUUGUCAGGAAUGUUUGGAACAUUUUGGCUCAAUCUGACUGGACAAAAAAAGGCAUAACACUUGCAACUGGUGAUGAUUGUAAAACACGAGUUGAUGAUUAUCAUAAAUAUUUUGAUUGUGUUUUUGUUGAUGUAACUGGUUAUCACAAUAUGGUUUCAAAUUUGACAAAGAAAAAUUUUGAAUGGUUUAAAAGUGAAGCUGAACUUGCUGUUAAAUCUCUGGAUCAUGCAAGUAUUGAUAGUUUUCAAAUAUUAUUCAUGAGAAAACUACCAUUUUAUUCAACAUUUGAUCAGUUUAUUUGUAUUCAUGACACUGAAAUGUUGGCUAAUAUGGCAAUUGAAAAAAUUACUGAUAAUAAAAAAAUAGAUCUUGGUGUUGAUAAACGUAGCAAGAUUGUUGAUUUAAUAAUUGAUACACUCAGUAAGGCUCUUGGUAAUAGAGUAACACAUUUAUUUGUUGAACCUGAAUCCAUCAAAGAAUGGAAUACAAAUGAAUCACAACCAGCUGGUUUAAAUAAAAUAAGAAUUGGAAUUCAAUUGAAUUCUGAUUACUGUUUUAAUCCAAUUGAAAAAGGACCAGAAGCCAAUCAACAAGAGGCUCUUGAAUUUCGUGAAAUUUGGGGAGAUAAAUCAGAGCUCAGACGUUUUCAAGAUGGCAAUAUUUGUGAAGCUGUUUAUUGGAAAAAAUCACAAACAAUAGCUGAUAAAAGAAUGUUGACAAAACAAAUAAUAACGUUUAUAUUAAAAUCAAAAUUCAAUAUAACAAAAAAUAGUUAUUUAUAUUUUGGUGAUCAAUCUGAUGAAUAUUUACAAUUAAAAAAAACAAAAAUAACUCAUUUUGAGUAUGGUACUGGUGAAGAAGCAACAUUAUUAUUUCUUAGUGCUUUCAAUGAACUUGAAAAAGAUUUAACAAAUUUAAAAAAUUUACCAUUAUCAAUAAAUAGUGCACAAAUAACAAGUUCAAUAAAUAGAUAUACAAGUGUAUUUCCACCACUUUCAUCAACUCUUAAAACAGAAAAUGAUUGUACAAUUAAUUUUAAUAAAAAAGUACAAAUAUUAAAUGACAAUGUUAUUAAAUCACCACAAUAUGUACCAAGUAUAAAUGUGGUAAUACAAUUGACAACAAGUGGUAAAUGGCCAGAUGAUUUAUUGGCAUUGAGAAAAACAAAAACAGCAUUUUAUCUUGAAAUUUCAAAUUGUUUACGUAAACAAUGUUGUGUAAAAACAUAUGUAAAUGAUAAAAAUUUAAUAAUAUAUAAAUCUGGUUAUGUAUUUGUUGUUGAAAUUGCACAACAAAAAGAAAUAGCAUUAAUUAAAAAAAUUGACAAUAAUGGUGUUAUUGAGUAUAAAAAUAAUAAUGAAUCAAUUAAAUUAGAAAAAAAGCUAUUUCAUUUACCAAAAUUAAGUAGUGCAUUGCAUGGUUUACAUUCACAACAGCCAUCAUUUGGUGUAACAUGUUGUCUUGUUAAACGUUGGCUAUCAGCUCAUUUAUUGGAUGAUUAUCAUAUGCCUGAAAUUGUUGUUGAAUUACUUGUUGCAUACAUGUAUUUAUCACCAUAUCCAUACAGACCAGCACAAAUACCACAAGUUGGAUUUUUACGUUUCUUACAAUAUUUUUCAAGAGAACAAUGGACAACUGAUCCAAUUAUUGUUAAUUUUAAUAAUGAAAUGACAAGAGAAGAAAUUUUAAAUAUUGAAAAUCAUUUUGGUACAUCAAGAGAAUCAGGUUCAUUACCAGAUUUAUUUAUUUCAACACCGUAUGAUCAUUUGACUUCAAUAUGGACUAAAAAUUCACCUAAUAAAAUUAUUUUACGACGUGUUAGUGCAUUGGCUAAAGAAACUCUGAAACUUGUUGAUGUACAAUUUAAUGAAGGAAGUUUAUUCAGCUGGAAACCAAUGUUUAAACCACCAACAAAUGAAUAUGAUGUAUUAAUUUAUUUAAAGGAUGAAUUUAAUCCAAGAAGGUAUCAAUCAUUUGAUCUUGAUGAUACAGCUUGUGUUACAAAAUGGCAUCCAUACAAACAGCAUACUGAUGAAAAAAUACCAAUUGUUGAAUUUGAUCCUGUUCAAUACUACUUGAAAGAAUUGAGGAAUAUCUACAGUGAUCUUGCUCUAUUUUUCCAUGACACUUAUGGUGGAUCAAUCAUUGGGGUUUUAUUAAAACCAUCUGCAUUGGAAAAAAAAGAUUUUAAAAUUACAAAUAUUAAUUGUCGUAAGCUUGAUAAUAGUAAUGGUAAAUUAGUUUUAAAUUUAGCAGCAAUUAUUGAAGAUUUUUCAAUUAUUGGACGUGAUGUUGUUGAUAAAGUUGAAUAUCAAAAUAAAAAUCUGUAA